UUUAUGGGCAUUCGUCGCCGCGUCUUCUUACAUACACAAUUUUUUCACUGGUUGUUAAUUUUGUUGUUUGUAAAGUGUGUGUAACUUAUAAGCCAAAAAAGCAUAGAUUCGUUUUUAAUUUUAAAUUAGUAUUUUCGUAAAAAAAUAUUCUUAAUAUGGGUCGUGUGCAUAAGAAAAAAAUUGCAGAAUUUAUUGGUGCUGAUAUCGGUAGCGAUGCCGAAGCAAUGGAUGAAUCUGAUGCAUCCGGCGGCGCAUCAGAAGAAAAUGGUAGUGAUAAUCGUCGAAAGCGUAGUGAUAAAAAAGCAGAUGAUGAUGAGCAGGAUAAUGAGGAAAGUGAUGCCAGCGUUACAUCGAACAAACGCCAAAAGUCACUUUCAAAGUCAUCGUCUGUUGAUAAAGCUGACGAAGACACUACGCAAGAAAAUGAUGAUUCCAAUAAAAAACAAUCUCGUAAAUCUUCUGUAAAGACCAAACGUGGUGCAGGCAAAGAUAAUAACGUUUCAGAAGGUGAAGUUGAAACAGAUGAAGCUCCAAAGAAACGCGCUCGCAAAUCCACUGCAAAGGAAAAAGCUGCUGCUGAGGAAGAAGAAGAGGAUGAAAGUGAAGCCGAACCAGAAUAUGAGGUUGAAGCAGUUAUUGACAAAAAAGUUGAAAAAGGCGCCACAUAUUACUUGUUGACUUGGAAGGGUUACCCAAAAGAAGAUGCAACUUGGGAACCGGAAGACUCUAUCUCAUGCCCGGAUUUAGUUGAAAAGUUCAACAAAAAGCGUGCCGCAGAAUCAACUAAAGGUUCUAAAAAAGGCGUUGAUGCAUCCAAAAAGGGCUCCACCAAAAAAGAUUUGAAAAAGACUGCUUCCUCUAAAGCUGCAAAGGCUAAGAACGGUGGACAGGCUGAUGCUAAGGAGGGUGAAGCCACUGAAUAUGAAGUGGAGAAAAUUGUUGAUUAUGCCACAGAAAAGUCAGGGCGAAUCUUUCGUAUUCGCUGGAAGGGAUAUCGUCCUAAACAUGAUACCUGGGAACCCGAGGACAAUCUUACAUGUCCUGAACUUAUUGAAAAAUUUUUGAAGCAAGUAAAGCAUCAGGAAGAUAACUCGCGUGAACUUCGCGAGGAACCGAAGAAAACCAAGUUCCUGGUAGACGAGACUCAGCCCAGAACUAGUUUUCGAAGUCGUAUAGAACGUAGUUCACAACGUUCAUGCGCACGCCAAAGAAAAUUCUACGGCGAUGCAGAGAACUAGAGAUCAACAGAUUCUUACUAUAUACAAAUAAUCACAAUUAAUUUUUUAUCGACAUAAUUUUAAAAUUACAACAAAA
Molecule: messenger RNA, 1314 nt
Organism: Teleopsis dalmanni
Lineage: Eukaryota; Metazoa; Arthropoda; Insecta; Diptera; Diopsidae
Product: chromo domain-containing protein cec-4
Exons: 4
Coding region: 156-1238 (360 amino acids)
Biological process (GO): negative regulation of transcription by RNA polymerase II; chromatin organization
Cellular component (GO): pericentric heterochromatin
Molecular function (GO): chromatin binding
Source: RefSeq, a predicted model, not a curated record